UUGAAAUUCAUUCAUGUCGAAAAAUAAUAGUUGCAAUUAGCCAAAAAGAAAGAAACUAUAAAGUCACACAAAUCUAGCUUAGGGAUUUAGAAGAGGCAAACAUGAGUACUGGUUGCGAAGGAAAGAGUUCAUGGCCCGAAUUGGUUGGAUUUGAAGGAACAGUGGCAGAGGCAAGAAUUGAGAGGGAAAAUCCGUUGGUGAAUGCUAUAAUUGUGCCUGAAGGAAGCAUAGUAACCACUGAUUAUCGAUGUGAUAGGGUUUGGGUUUGGAUCAACAAAGCUGGAAUUGUUAAAAGGGUUCCAAUUAUUGGAUAGAACACUCUGAUCUUCUUUUCCUAUAUAAUAUAUAUAAAAUAAGGAAUUUAAUUUC
Molecule: messenger RNA, 369 nt
Organism: Arachis duranensis
Lineage: Eukaryota; Viridiplantae; Streptophyta; Magnoliopsida; Fabales; Fabaceae
Product: glu S.griseus protease inhibitor
Exons: 2
Coding region: 102-314 (70 amino acids)
Biological process (GO): response to wounding
Molecular function (GO): serine-type endopeptidase inhibitor activity
Source: RefSeq, a predicted model, not a curated record